This is a messenger RNA of Nematolebias whitei (Rio pearlfish), 2693 nucleotides long. Its product is annotated as palmitoyltransferase ZDHHC5. Gene Ontology annotation, biological process: protein palmitoylation. The record is from RefSeq and is a predicted model, not a curated record. NCBI's taxonomy places the organism in Eukaryota, Metazoa, Chordata, Actinopteri, Cyprinodontiformes, Rivulidae. Bases 1 to 2175 code for a protein of 724 amino acids. The transcript is spliced from 11 exons. Gene Ontology annotation, molecular function: palmitoyltransferase activity.
AUGCCCGGAUUCAGUGGUGUGGUGGUUGGGGGAGGAGUGGGGGGUCCUGCUUCUGCUCCUCCCCAUCCAUUUCGUCCCAGCCGAUACGUCCCAGUGUCCGCAGCCACAACCUUCCUUGUUGGGGCCACGACCCUCUUUUUCUGCUUCACGUCCCCGUGGUUGUCAGAGUCGAUUUCCUCUGUCAUUCCUCUCUACAUCGCUGUAAUCUUCCUCUUCACUCUCGCCAACUUCUGCAUGGCCACAUUCAUGGACCCUGGAAUCUUCCCCAGAGCUGAGGAAGACGAGGAUAAAGAGGACGACUUUCGCGCUCCCCUGUAUAAGACUGUGGAGAUCCGGGGCAUCCAGGUGCGGAUGAAGUGGUGCUCGACCUGCCGCUUCUACCGCCCGCCGCGCUGCUCGCACUGCUCAGUCUGCAACAACUGUGUGGAGGAUUUUGACCACCACUGUCCUUGGGUGAACAAUUGUAUUGGUCGGAGAAAUUAUCGCUAUUUCUUCCUCUUCUUAAUGUCUCUAACCACCCACAUCGUGAACGUGUUCGGCUUUGGUUUGGUUUAUGUUCUGCACCACCGUCACCAGCUGAACACGCCACAUGCUGCUGUUACUAUGGCUGUGAUGUGUGUGGCUGGUUUGUUUUUUGUUCCAGUCGCUGGCCUGACUGGGUUCCACAUAGUUCUGGUGGCCCGCGGUAGAACCACAAAUGAGCAGGUAACUGGGAAGUUCCGGGGAGGUGUUAACCCUUUCACCAAGGGCUGCUUUAAGAAUAUUUCACGUGUGCUCUGCAGCCCUCAGGCCCCCAGAUAUGUGGGCCGGUGGCAGAGCAAUCGCACAGUGGAAGUACAGCCACCAUUUCUUAGACUGUCUCUCACCGAGGCCCAAUUAGAAGCCAAAAUCCUGGACAACGGCAUCCAGAACGACCGGCACAGCACCAGGUCCAAGAGCAGUCUAGAUCAUAUGGAGAGCCAGUCAGCUGAUGCAGAGCCUCCACCUCCUCCCAAGCCAGAUCUUCGUUAUCCCGGCCUACCCCGUGCCGAGACAGAAGAGAGCAGCUUGUUGACCGAGGCUCCACCUACUCCGUCAAUGUACAAGUACCGGCCAGCCUACAGCAGCCCAGGAAGGAACCACGCUGCCCCCGCUCACCCAAACAAGAUGACCCGUGGGGAGAGUCUUGACUCUCCGUCUCCCUCCAUCCUCCAGUCCAGCCGCCAGCCCAGCUACCGCUCGGAGCCGAGCAGCCUGGACGGGGCCACGGUGGUGGGAGGAGGUGUAGGGGUGCGCAGAGGGGGAGGGGAGAGGGGUGAAGGCCCCGGAGGCCCUGGUGGGACUGCUGGUGUGGUGUCUGGGGGCGUGUCGGGUUACUCCCUGACUGGGCGCUCCUACACCUCCUACCCAUCCUCGCUGAUUCUGUCCACUGGCGGCUCCCGCUCGUCCAGCCUGCGUUCAGCCCAGACUGUACACAACCCGCUGGCCACGCUCCAGUCAGAAGGCACCACAGACACCAGCUACAAAAGCCUAGCCAAUCAGACGCCUCGGAAUGGCAGCCUGUCCUACGACAGUCUGCUGACGCCAUCCGAGAGCCCAGAGUUCGAGUCGGCUGCCCACGAGCUGUCGCCGCUGAAGCCUCGCGGUCUGUUUCAAUCGUUGACGGCGACGGGACACCCGGAGGGCGUGUCACCCAGCAGCCCGCUGCAGGGCUACACGUCGCCCUUCCUCUCGGCUCAGAUCGCUCAGCAGAGGGAGGGGCAGCUGCUCCAGGGCUCCACCACUUUCUCCUCCCCCCACAGGGCCUACCUGCGUGCCGUCGGCCCAACCUCCCCCUCUUCCCUGGUGCCUCCUGAGACCCAUCACCUGCUCCAUCAUAACCAGGACCUCACCCCCCGAAACACUCGUAACUCGUCCUCUUCCUCCCCUGGGGUUCGCUCACUCGAGCCCCCAGUCUCACCACCGCCUCGCGGCCUCUCCCUCUCCAAGUCCCCGUCCUACACGGGGGAGGCCGGGCUUCAGCAUAAGCUUCGGCCCGCAGGAGGCGGCGGCGCUGUGCUGGGAGGGGGAGGAGGGCAACAGGCUGCACAAUCCACCUCUCGUCCAGUCCUGGCCAAUCACAGCACGCCUAAACCAGGGGGCGGGGUGAAGAAGGUCACCGGCGUCGGAGGGACCACAUAUGAGAUAUCGGUCUGAGUGACAAACAUCACACAGGGUCCAUCACAGAGGAGAGGACAUCAGAGGACAGCUUGCACUUUCCCCUCUUUUCUAAGCUGGAUAUUAUUCAUGAGUGAAGGCCUCUGAUGUUCUGUUGGACUCGAGGGGUCGUGCCCGUCUAACGCUCACUCCGUCUUUUGAAAUGAAGCUGGCCGAUCCUCUGGACAAAGAAACUGGAGGAAAGGAUUCAUUUUCCCCAGGGUCAACUCUACACUCAACCACUCUGUGAGCCAUAAACUGAAAUCGCCACGGCCGGGUACAGAUCUUUAAACCACGAGCGACGGUUCCACGAUUCAGCACUUGACUUUGGUACAUUAAGACUCAGAGAAUUAAUGAGGACGGUCUUUAUCCACAAGAGAAGAAAACUGCUGACCAAUCAAAACAUCUGAACGGACCACAUGCAGGACCUUCAAACACCGCAUCAUUUACGUUUUAUAUUUUUUAAGAUAUCAUUUUAUAUAAAUGUAAAAAAAACAAGUACAGAUUAUUGAGUCGAG